This is a messenger RNA of Aureobasidium subglaciale EXF-2481, 966 nucleotides long. RefSeq lists its product as uncharacterized. The transcript has a single exon. Lineage: Eukaryota; Fungi; Ascomycota; Dothideomycetes; Dothideales; Saccotheciaceae. The coding region runs from base 291 to 875 and encodes 194 amino acids. The record is from RefSeq and is a predicted model, not a curated record.
UGCCACGAGACAGAGGGCAGGAACUGGUCGAGUGACUAACAUAUUCCAGAAGGACGAGCGUGGUAGCUCAGAAGGGUUUUAUCUCGCUGGCAUUCUCAGCCAAUCGGCCUCCACUCGCGCUAAGCGCGCCACUUUCAACAAGCUCGGUGACCCGAGCAGAUGCGCCCCAAGUUAACCUCCGAAGAAAACCACUUGGCGAGAGCCUUCUUGCGUGACUUUGGCUGCUCGACUAAGACUUCCAAUCAGAUUAUUAUACAUAAGUCUUGACGCCAAGAAAGCGAUAUAAAAAAAUGGUACGAGAAGCGGUACGAGAGGAAUGUUCCAAGAAGAACGGUACGAGAAACUCAUGCGACAAGGGCCGAACGACGUCUCUCGGACACCAACGCUAUCCCUACUUCGAAUGCUUAUUAGUGGUCAACACAAAAGUGGGAAGAUCUUUGUUAGUAAGUAUGCUUCUGUAUCUUUGGGGGACACCGGCACACAAAGAUACAGAAGUAUACUUAUCAGCAAAGAUUCCGUAUAUUGAAGGGUCGAGACAUUUACAAACGCCUUAUGGUUUGGCUCUCUCGUCAGGCUAUGAUUCUGGUGUGAUCAUGGAUCGUUUCCAUACAGCCACCAGAUGGUUUACAUGUCCCAUCGAGGGUCAUAGUUCGUGUCAUCUGUUGUCCCUGGGAAGUCAGAGGACGAGACUCGAGGUGGAGUUCAAUCUCCAUACUAAAAGCGCAGUCCGACAUUUUUUCGUCGCAUUCAUGUUACGUCGAUUCAGAGGGAGGGGUACCAGGAUCGCGCUUAAGAACGACACAUGUGGAGGUGACUUGGCUCAAAACAAUGAAAGACGUCGGCAACGACGACGGGCAGGUUUUAAGCUGAAAUAGCUGCGGAACGACCAUUACACUACAGGAAGUGAUAGCCGCCUGCUGACACCAGCUCUAAAGCAAAGCUGUGGCUCAAAAUUUUCGACGACUC